This is a messenger RNA of Pleurotus ostreatus (oyster mushroom), 1302 nucleotides long. RefSeq lists its product as uncharacterized. The transcript has a single exon. The record is from RefSeq and is a predicted model, not a curated record. Lineage: Eukaryota; Fungi; Basidiomycota; Agaricomycetes; Agaricales; Pleurotaceae. The coding region runs from base 1 to 1302 and encodes 433 amino acids.
AUGUGCCAGACAUUGGGCUGCCUUCAGGUGUCGGUCCCUACACCUCUCCAAUCGACAGCCGUCGUUCCAGCCCCUCCGGCAGUGGUCAUCGUACGACAAACAGCCGACAAGCGAGAGGAUCUCUCGGGUGCUACACUAGCGCCCGCUAUAUCUCCAACCUUCGGGUCCUACCGAGAUGACCCCCUCCUUCAUAUGCCCAAGAUCCCGUCCGCCACCAGCCGCCACGGCGGGGCCUGGCGAGCCAUCAUCCCCAUCCAAAUUCCCCAAAACAGUCCCAUCCUCUCGUCCCUGCGCUACAUCAUCAAGUACAGCUCCACCUUCGAUGCCGGGAACGCAACGGUCCAGGUGGAUGUCGUCCUGAGCACCGAGAAGCUGAAGCACGGCGUCACCGUGAUGGGAGAUGCCGCCUUCGCAGCGCACAAGCUGUACCGACACUCGGGGGAUGGGCAUGCCCCGUUUUUCGUCAACGAGACAACUGGGGUGUCGCUUCUGACAGUGUCUGCGGUGAAGUGCAACGGCGGGGGCGCUCAGUGGAGCCAUUUCAUCGAUGGCCACGAGAUACACCCGAACGUCCGUCUCGUCGGUGGCCGGUGGCAUUUGUACUUGGUCUUCAACGCUGCUGAGUAUUCAACAAAAGAUACGGAGAGGUUCUUGGUCGCUGAUGCCAUGGCCUCGUGGAGUGAAGAUACGGUAGCGAGGAAGGUGGUGGAUAAAAUUGGGAUUGUUGGUGCUCAAGGAGCCCAGGCCACUCCCCAAGCGAGAGAGCCCAGGCAAGCAAUGGAUUCCAAAGGACAGAAAGCCAUGAAAGGCGAAGAUCAGGGCCGUGGUGAUGACAAAACAAAACAAACCGAGAAUGGUGAUGUACCGAUACAUAAGGAAGACGGCGGGCACGAGACACAGAGCACUGAGACGAAGGGUACCAGAGAGGAAGAUGAUGUGGAGCAGAGGGUUGAGAGGGAGGAUGGGAUCAAGCAGAAUCAUGAAGACGAGACGGAUGAUAGGGGCCAGGUGCAUGUCGAUGCUGAUGCAAAGGACCGUGACAAUGAUACGCCUGAAGUGCAGGUCACUGACGAUGGAGAAAAGGACCCUGAAGACGCAGAGCAGCGUCAGUUAGCGGCGACGGGCGAAAAUGGUGACGAGGGAACCGCAAAGGGCCCACAACCGGAUGACCAGGACCCGCAAGACGCGGAUUGCGAAGACAAAGAGUGCAGGCGAUGCCGUGGGAGCGGCAAGGAACCGAAAAGUGUAAAAGUCAACGCCUGCAGUUUGAUACGUAGUCCGGUUGGCUCCCCAUUUGCCUAA